Molecule: messenger RNA, 1158 nt
Organism: Colletotrichum siamense
Lineage: Eukaryota; Fungi; Ascomycota; Sordariomycetes; Glomerellales; Glomerellaceae
Gene: PEP2
Product: putative vacuolar protease A
Exons: 2
Coding region: 1-1158 (385 amino acids)
Biological process (GO): proteolysis
Cellular component (GO): fungal-type vacuole
Molecular function (GO): aspartic-type endopeptidase activity
Source: RefSeq, a predicted model, not a curated record
AUGUCGCCCGUCACUCGUUUCUUCUCGGCGGCAGCGGUCGCGUCCGUCGCGACGGCGGCUGUGAUGGAAUUGCCCAUCAUCGUGGACAACGGCUACAAAACUGUCGAGUUCAACAUCGGCACGCCCGCCAAGACGUACCGCCUCCUCUUCGACACAGGCAGCUCGUCGUCCUGGGCCGUCGACAGCACCUGCAAGACCGAGUGCGCCAACGUCAGCGGAUACAACCGCACCGGCUACGACAUCGCCGCCUCCAGCACCGGCAACCUCACCGGCAACUCGGCCGACAUCCCGUACCUCGGCGGGCGCGUCGCGGGCCCCGCCGUCGAAGAGGUGUGGUCCGCCGGCGGCGUCACCUGGGACCAGGCCUUCAUCGCGGCCAACGAGUCCAACUGGGCCGCCCUCGCCGCCGACGGCUUCAUGGGCCUCGGCUUCAGCUCCAUCAUCGACGGCGGCGCCAACACCGUCAUGGAGACCCUCAUGGCCGAGGGGCACCUCGACGCCGCCAAGUUCGGCAUCUACUACGGCACCGAGUUCACCAACACCGGCGGCGUGCCCGGCGACGGCGUGCUCACCCUCGGCGGCUCGCGCGAGGCCGAUUUUGUCGACGGCGACCUCACCACGAUCCCCAUCACGCGCGUCAUCCCCGGCUUCUACGACGUGUGGCGCUCGACCAUGCUCGCGGUCAACGGCACGCGCACCACCGCCAACGGCAGCGUCACCGAGACCGAGGUGGACUUUGACAUUGGCCGGGUCGUCUUCGACACGGGCGCGGGCUCCAUCACGCUGCCCGAGGCGCAGAACCUGAAGGUGUACGAGUCCAUCGGGAUGAACUACACGGCGAUCCUCAACGGCGAGCACAUCCCGCUCUGCAGCGAGUUCAACUCGUCGUGGUCCUUCAAGUUCAGCUUCGGCGACUACCGCACGCCGCAGGUCGUCGAGAUCACGGGCGAGCAGCUGAAGCGGCCCGGCUUCGCGAACCGCGAGGACGCGUGCUGGCCGCCGUUCGAGGGCGGCGAGACGAGCGGGUUCACGCUGAUUGGCACGCCGUUCCUGCGCAACUUUUACACCGUCUGGGACUUUGGGGCCGCGGCGAACGAGACGGACAUUUCCAAGUUUGACCCGAAGCUGUCGUUUGGCAAGAUCAAGGCCAAGGCGUGA